This is a messenger RNA of Rhinolophus ferrumequinum (greater horseshoe bat), 258 nucleotides long. Its product is annotated as beta-defensin 43-like. The transcript is spliced from 2 exons. NCBI's taxonomy places the organism in Eukaryota, Metazoa, Chordata, Mammalia, Chiroptera, Rhinolophidae. Gene Ontology annotation, cellular component: extracellular region. The coding region runs from base 1 to 258 and encodes 85 amino acids. Gene Ontology annotation, biological process: innate immune response. The record is from RefSeq and is a predicted model, not a curated record.
AUGAGGGUCUUGCUUUGCAUCCUUGGGGGCCUUGCCUUGUUGUCCAUAGUUCCUUCAGCCAGAAGCACAUUUUUUGAUAAGAGAUGUUCUUCAAGAUACUAUACCUGCAGAAUGAAGUGCAAUCUUGAUGAAUAUGCAAUUAGAUACUGCGAUGACUGGAACAUCUGCUGCAGAACGAAGAAAAUUGGAUAUAAUAAAAAACAAAAAGUGAUUAAAAAUCGAACUCUGUCUUCUUCAGACUCCAAGAAAAGAAAGUAA